ACCAAUUAGCAGCAGAGUAUGCCACAACUUCUGGGAGCAGGAAAGACCUCUCCUAGCUUCCUACUGGAUAUCUUUAUUAGCAUUUUCGUAGAUUCUGUGAAAAAGAAGAAAUAAAAGGAUAUCACCCACAUCUUCGAAAUGUUUUUCAAAAUGAAAAAUGAGAUAGACGAUGACCCCGAAUCAGAAAAAUACAUCAAGGAUUCCACCAUCAUGAGAAGAGAGCCCCAAAAUGUCCUUAGUCCUUUGGUGCUCCCUAACCUUGAGAUCCCAUUCUCAGUAAAGGAUAUCAUCGCUAAGAUUGAGCGCGCACAGCUCCAUCGAGCAAGAGAGGACAUUGAUAUGCAGCUGAGUGAAAUAAUGAACAAUGUGCAUCGGAUAAUGACUCGCUAUACUCUUGUUUUUGCCUCGUCCUCUGAAAGGAAUGUCUCCCUUACAGAACAAAAGAAAAAACAGAGAACCAAUUUUCUUGAGAAAAUGGCUACUUAUGCUAAGACUGUUGAAAUUAGAGAAAAGACUCUUGCCAACAUUCUGAUCUGGUUGGAAGAAUGGAAUGCCGUUUUGUCUGAGAUGACUCUAAUGGAUGUUGAUGAACACUACCACUGGAUAGCACGAAUGGAGAUGUUACCAGAUACGUUAAAAGCUAUUGAGAAAAAUGUCAAGAUACUAAGCAGAUUUAGUACAGCUUUCCUUGAUGAAAAGAAGAAACAAAAGAAAAAAAUAUUAUCUAGAGGUACUCUAUGGAAAUCUUGGAAAGAAAGAGUUAUAAAACGACCUUCAACAGCCCAUGCUUUAAGACCAGAUCAGAUGAUUAGUGAUCAAUUUGCAACAAAUACAAAGGUUUCAGAAAUCCAAGGUAUGCUACAGGAACUCAUAGGCACCACAAUGUUCAGUACAUUGGAAAACAGUGCUAUUAAAUAUAUAUCAUCAACAAUAGUAAACUUUUCUAAAGCUUUGAGUAUGCUAAAUGAUGAAUUAAAAGGUGUUAACUUCCAAAGUUCCACUGUGUGUGUACCUGAGACAAGUGAAGCAGAAAAGGAGCUCUCUCUGAAGGUAAUACAAGAUCUCAGUAACGAAAAUGAAAUGCUUCAGCAGAAACUUCAUGAUGCAGAAGAAAAAUGUGAACAACUUAUUCGAUCCAAAAUUGUUACAGAACAAACAUAUGCAAUAUUGUCCACAUCAUCAACCUUGAAAGUGUUACCUGGACCUUCUCCACAGUCAUCCAGGGCCAUUAUCAAAGUUGGUGAUAUUGAGGACAAUAUGGACAAUAUUUUAGACAAGGACCUUGAAAAUAUUGUAGAUGAAGUCCAAAGAAAAGAGACCAAGGACUCUGGGAUAAAAUGGGAGUCCAGUAUUUCAUAUAGAGCCCAAGCUGAAAGAACUCCAGAUUUAACUGAACUGCAACAGCAACCUGUUGCUUCUGAACAUAUUUCUGAAGAUAGCACUAAAGAUAACGUAUCACUGAAGGAAGGUGAUGUCUAUCAGGAAGAUGAGAUUGACGAGUAUCAGUCAUGGAAAAGAAAGCACACAAAAGGCACACAUGUAUCUGAGACCUCUGGACCAAAUCUGAGUGAUAAUAAAGGUGGACAGAGAGUCUCAGAGGCCAAACUCAGUCAAUACUAUGAGUUACAAGCACUGAGAAAGAAAAGAAAAGAAAUGAAAUCCUUUCCUGAAGACAAAUCAAAGUCACCCACUGAAGCAAAAAGAAAACAUCUCUUUUUAACUGAAACAAAGAGCCAAGGUGGCAAAAGUGGAACAAGUAUGAUGUUGGAGCAAUUUAGGACGGUCAAACGUGAAUCUCCAUUUGACAAACACCCAACUGCAGCAGAGUUUAAAGUGGAACCCACCAUUGAGUCGUUGGACAAAGAGGGCGAAGGUGAAAUUAGCAGCCUAGUGGAGCCACUCAAUAUGAUCCAAUUUGAUGAUACCGCUGAGCCACAGAAAGGAAAAAUAAAAGGAAAGAAACACCGUAUCUCUUCAGGAACUACCACAAGCAAAGAAGAAACAAUUGAAGAGAAGGAAGUGUUGACCAAACAAGUCAAGUCUCACCGACUUGUCAAAUCACUCUCAAGAGUGGCUAAAGAGACUUCAGAAUCUACUAGAGUUCUAGAAAGUGCAGAUGGCGAAAGUGAACAGAGUAACCUCGAAGAAUUUCAGAAAGCCAUAAUGGCUUUCCUAAAACAGAAAAUUGAUAACACGGGAAAGCCUUUUGACAAAAAGACUGUUCCGAAAGAAGAGGCGUUAUUAAAAAGAACAGAAGCUGAAAAAUUAGGAAUCAUAAAGGCAAAAAUGGAGGAAUAUUUCCAAAAAGUGGCUGAAACUGUGACUAAAAUCUUGAGAAAAUAUAAAGAGAUAAAAAAGGAAGAACGAGUUGGAGAGAAACCUAUAAAACAAAAAAAGGUAGUCUCAUUUAUGCCAGGAUUGCAUUUUCAGAAGUCACCAAUUAGUGCAAAGUCUGAAAGCAGCACCUUCCUCUCACAUGAGAGCACAGAUCCAGUAAUUAACAAUUUAAUGCAAAUGAUCUUGGCUGAAAUAGAAAGUGAAAGAGAUAUUCCAACAGUCUCAGCAGUACAGAAAGACCACAAGGAGACGGAAAAACAAAGGUGGGAGCAAUAUUCGCAAGAGGGUCAAGAACAAAUGUCUGGCAUGAGUCUCAAACAGCAGUUCCUGGAAGAAAGAAAUCUCUUGAAGGAGCACUACGAGAAGAUAAGUGAGAACUGGGAAGAGAAAAAGGCGCAGCUCCAGAUGAAGGAGGGAAAGCAAGAACAACAGAAACAGAAACAGUGGCAGAAAGAAGAGAUGUGGAAGAAAGAGCAAAAACAGACAACUCCAAAGCAGGCUGAGCGAGAUGAGAAGCAAAAGCAAAGAGGACAGGAGGAAGAAGAGCUUUCAAAGUCAAGUCUGCAGCGACUGGAAGAAGGCACCCAAAAAAUGAAAGCACAAGGGUUGCUCUUGGAAAAGGAGAAUGGACAGAUGAGGCAGAUUGAGAAGGAAGUGAAACAUCUGGGGCCAAACAUGAGAAGGGAGAAAGGGAAGGAAAAGCAGAAGCCUGAGAGGGGGCUAGAGGAUCUCAGAAGGCAGACCAAAACAAAGGAGCAGAUGCAGAUGAAGGAAACACAACCUAAAGAGCUAGAAAAACUGGUCACCCAAACUCCAAUGACAUUAUCUCCCAGGUGGAAGAGUGUAUUGAAAGAUGUACCGUGGUUAUAUGAAGGAAAAGAGUUUCAUAGGAAUCUGAAGACAUUAGAGAAUCUUCCUGAUGAAAAGGAGCCCGUAUCAAUCACACCUCCCCACUCUCCACAGCCCUCCUCGCCUGGAGCUCUUCCUAUUUCCGGACAGCCUCUCACUAGAUGCAUUCAUCUCACACCUCAGCAGGCCCAGGAAGUGGGGAUCACGCUCACCCCUCAGCAGGCCCAGGCUCAGGGGAUCAUGCUCACCAUUCAGCAGGCCCAGGAACUAGGGAUCCCUCUCACCCUUCAGCAGGCUCAGGCCCUGGAGAUCCCUCUCACCCCUCAGCAGGCUCAGGAACUAGGGAUCCAGGCCCAGGCCCUGGGGAUCCCUCUCACCCCUCAGCAGGUGCAGGCUCAGGGGAUCACUCUCACCCCUCAGCAGGCCCAGGCACUGGGAGUCCCCAUCACCCCAGUAAAUGCCUGGGUGUCAGCUGUCACUCUUACCCCUGAGCAAACCCAGGUUUUGGAGUCCCCUAUCAACUUAGAACAGGCUCAAGAACAGUUAUCGAAGUUAGGGGUUCCUCUCACCUUAGAUAAAGCCCAUACCUUGGGAUCGCCCCUCACCCUUAAGGAAGUCCAGUGGUCCCACAAACCAUUUCAGAAACCGAAGGCUUCUCUCCCUACUGGGCAAUCCAUCAUAUCAAGAUUGUCUCCAAGCCUUAGGCUGUCCCUGGCAUCAUCAGUUCCUACUCCUGAGAAGUCCUCUAUAUUGCCGAUAUCAAGGGUUCCCCUCAACCAAGGCCCCUUUCCCCCUGGGAAGCCCCUAGAAAUGGGGAUUCUUUCUGAGCCUGGGAAGCUUGGGGCACCACAGACUCUUCGUUCCUCUGGACAGACCCUGGUAUACGGAGGUCAAUCCACUUCUGCGCAGUUCCCGGCACCACAGGCCCCUCCCACCCCUGGGCAGCUCCCAAUAUUUGGGGCCCCUCCCACUCCAGGGCAGCCCUUUAUAGCUGGAGUCCCACCCACUUCUGGACAGAUUCCAAGUCUCUGGGCUCCUCUUUCUCCUGGGCAGCGCUUAGUUCCUGAAGCAUCUUCCAUCCCUGGGGACCUCCUGGAAUCUGGACCCUUAACCUUCUCUGAGCAGCUCCAGGAAUUCCAGCCUCCUGCCACUGUUGAACAAUCUCCCUAUCUGCAGGCUCCUACCUCUGGGCAGCAUCUGGCACCAUGGACCCUUCCUGGGCUAGCUUCUUCAUUAUGGAUCCCUCCCACCUCUAGACAUCCUCCCACACUCUGGCCGUCCCCAGCCCCUGGAAAGCCCCAGAAAGGUUGGUCCCCUUCUGUUGCUAAGAAAAGAUCGGCAAUUAUUUCUUCUCUGACAUCUAAAUCAGCACUGAUCCAUCCUCGUACUCCAGCUUUCAAGGUAGCUCAAGUACCUUUCACCACUAAGAAGUUCCAAAUGCCGGAGGUCUCUGACACUUUCGAAGAAACCCAGAUACUUCGAGAUCCUUUUGCUAUGGAAUCAUUUAGAACAUUUCAGUCCCAUCUCACCAAAUACAGGACCCCAGUAUCCCAAACCCCUUACACUGGUGAAGGGGCCCUUCCCACUCUCAUGAAGCCUACAUCACUAUCUUCUCUCACUACUCUACUCAAAACAUCACAGAUUUCACCUUUGGAAUGGUACCAGAAAUCCCGAUUCCCUCCUAUAGACAAGCCCUGGAUACUGAGUUCAGUUUCAGGUACCAAGAAACCCAAAAUAAUGGUGCCCCCUUCCUCUCCUCAAGAACUUGAAGAAAAGAGGUAUUUUGUUGAUGUGGAGGCUCAGAAGAAGAACCUGAUACUAUUAAAUCAGGCUAUAAAAACUUGUGAACUCCCUUCACAGCUGCACACAACGGCUAGGACUCUCAUAAUUGAGAUACUUCAUACGGACACGGUUCAGUUGGGAUACCUAUUCCGCAAGUACAUUGCCUAUAGGCUGAUCCAGUAUGCCAGGAACAACAUAAUGAAACGACUAAAAGCCAUCCAAAAUACUGGGAAAGGCUAUGAGGCCAGGAACCUCCACAUGAUGCUGAGCAGACUUGAUGACUACGGGAAAAAGGUGAUGCAGGUCUGGACUGAGAAGCAGAAGUCUCUAGGGCAGAAACGGAAUCAGUGCCUGAAGAAAAUGAUACAUGUAUUCAACCAGCUCAAAAAGAUAUAUGAAUUGAAUCUUAGUCAACCUAUCCCCUUAAUCAUCGAAGAAAAGCAGAUACCUGCCGCUACCACAUUUGUUCAGAAGCCAUUCUUAAAAUUACUAGUGGAAGAAGACAGAACCUCUGACAUAUUCAAGAAAUCUAGACAACAAGAGGACCAGACACAGCCCAUCUGGAAUGUUGAUCUGUCCACUUCAAGCUACCCAAUAGCAGAGAAGACAUCUAUGCAUUCACUCUGGGCCCAGCUGGGUGGGUACCCAGAUAUUCCCAGGCUGCUUCAGUUAGAGGUGCAGUCUACCUUCCGAAAAUCUCUUGCAUCCCUCCAGUCACAGGUUAAGAAGAUUCCCAAAUGACUGUAAAAUUAAAUACAAGCAUAUUGAAAGUACAUUUCAACAUCUUUCAGUAAAAUGCCUAUUUUGUUCUC
This is a messenger RNA of Mandrillus leucophaeus (drill), 5780 nucleotides long. It is a transcript of the gene FAM186A, whose product is annotated as family with sequence similarity 186, member A. NCBI's taxonomy places the organism in Eukaryota, Metazoa, Chordata, Mammalia, Primates, Cercopithecidae. Bases 139 to 5709 code for a protein of 1856 amino acids. The record is from RefSeq and is a predicted model, not a curated record. The transcript is spliced from 10 exons.